AUGCGCAUUCUCCAGUUUCUCAACCAGCUCAUAGGUUCCCAUCCCCUCAAUCUUCGCCAGCUCCUUCUGCAUCACCUCUCACCACAGCUCACGUUCCGGUCUGGCCAUUGCCUCUCGAUACAAUGGAGUGUCACCAGCCAUGGCUGCCAGAGCGUAGAGGGUCUUCCCCUCAUUAUCGUACUCAUCCUCCAGCUGAUCCUGCACCAGCUUUGCAUGCUCGAGAAUGCUCCUCAGAAUGAGCUGUGUGCCACGUUCGCUGGUGGUGCUGGACAUCCGGCUCCUGGCUCAGGCCUGCUCUCCAGCUUGGUCGUCACACUCUCUGGCUGUGACGGCUCAGCAUUUACGUUUGUCAACUCAUUCGAGAUAGCGGCAAAUGGCUGGAUGGCAUUGGAUGGUGUGAUGGUCACAGCUGAUUUGGAGGUUGAUGGAGGUUGA
Molecule: messenger RNA, 435 nt
Organism: Laetiporus sulphureus 93-53
Lineage: Eukaryota; Fungi; Basidiomycota; Agaricomycetes; Polyporales; Laetiporaceae
Exons: 2
Coding region: 1-435 (144 amino acids)
Source: RefSeq, a predicted model, not a curated record